Molecule: messenger RNA, 2064 nt
Organism: Mercenaria mercenaria
Lineage: Eukaryota; Metazoa; Mollusca; Bivalvia; Venerida; Veneridae
Product: alpha-ketoglutarate-dependent dioxygenase alkB homolog 7, mitochondrial-like
Exons: 4
Coding region: 150-1031 (293 amino acids)
Biological process (GO): fatty acid metabolic process; DNA damage response
Cellular component (GO): mitochondrial matrix
Source: RefSeq, a predicted model, not a curated record
AUGAAAGCGUCUGUCAAUGUUGAUAGCAAAAAAUGAAUAAAAAUUGACAAUUUUCGAUUUUUCAAUGUACAGAUAAUAUUGUGUUCACAUUAAAUGAACGUAACUACACUGCACAAUAUCUCUCUAUAGUGUAAACCAAAAAAAAUAGAAUGACAAGGAAAGAAUUUGUCAAAUUAUGCACGAAUUUGUUGUCCUCUGUGUCAGUGAGAAGGACACUGUCAAAUCAUCCAGUAAAUUGUUGCCUGUGUUUUUCUAACAGGCGCUCCAGUACUUUUCAAACAACUUUAAGGUAUGUCAGCACUAGGAAACAAACUGCAAACACAACAUUGUUCCAACAUUCAAGGCCUUGUAUUCCAUCCUUAACAAAUUUUAACAACCAUAAAAAUGAUUUCUGUGGUAAUUUUCGUGUCAAAAAUCUUUAUUCAGUGUCUACCAAUGCAUCUGACAUUUCCCGAAAUGAUUGCAUGGAGUUCAGUGAUCCAGAUACCAAAAAGAUAAUAUCGAGGGACAUGCAAGUUAUCUAUGAUUUUGUUUCGGAAGAGGAGGAAGAAGAUCUCUUCAAUGAAGUAGAACCUUAUUUAAGAAGAUUAAGAUAUGAAAGUAGCCACUGGGAUGAUGCAAUCCAUGGUUACAGAGAAACAGAAAGGAAGUCCUGGUCAGAGAAGAACAAAAGCAUUAUUCAACGUGUGAGAGAUGCAGCCUUUCCUCCAGGGACUCCACAGUUGACUUAUGUACAUGUUCUUGACUUACAGAAAGAAGGCUACAUUAAACCACAUGUUGAUGCAGUUAAGUUUUGUGGCAGCACUAUUGCGGGAAUAUCUCUGCUCUCUCCCUGUGUGAUGAGACUGGUUCAUACUGAGAAUAAAACAAAGUUUGCUGAUAUUCUUUUGGAAAGAAGAUCUUUGUACAUUAUGAAAGAUUCAGCCAGAUAUGAUUACACACACGAAGUUUUACCAGAUGAAUCUUUAUUUAGAGGAAAAUCUAUUACAAAGGACAGAAGAAUAUCGGUGAUCUGCAGAAAUGAACCUUGAACUCUAUUACUGCCUUAAAAACACUUAAGAACUUCGAAAAAUGAGCCAUAGAAACAUUGAAAAUUUUGAUUCGGAAGAUUUUUUCUUGCACACUGAACUAUCGUCUUCGGUGAUAGUUUGUCUCCAUUGCUUAUAUAGUAUAUUUCUCAAUUCAAAAUAAGUUAUUUUAUGGUAAGAACAUAAGGUUACCCUACAAAUGAUAAAACUAAAGUGGAACCUAAGUUACUGUGCAUCACUGAAACGUCGUGACGUCACUUCUGUUUACGGACAUUAAUUUCCCACGCUUUUUGUACAUACUGUACUAUAAGAAAGAGUGCUACAAAGAAAGUAUUUCUAUUUGCUUUAUUCUCUUUCUAUGCCCCCACUUUGGGGAGGGGGGCAUAUAGAUUUGCCCUUGUCUGUCAGUCCUCCCUCUCUCCCUCCGUCCGUCCUUCCGAGAAUGUUGUGUCGCCCCUAGCUCCAAAAGUAUUUGACCUAGAGUCACUAAACUUUACAGGAAUGUUGGUCAGCAUGUGUAGUUGUGCACCUGGGGUUUCGCGUCCCGAUUCAUUCAGUCAUUUAGGAGUUAUGGCACCUGACUUUGUAAAAAUUGGUCAUUUUAGUGUUGUUUCGCGCCUAGCUCCAAAAGUAUUUGACGUAGAGUCACAAAACUUUACAGGAAUGUUGGUCAGCAUGUGUAGUUGUGCACCUGGGGUUUUGCGUCUGGAUUCAUUCAGUCAUGUAGGAGUUACGGCCCCUGACUCAGUAAAAAAUUGGUCAUUUUAAUGUUGUGUCGCACGUAGCUCCAGAAGUAUUUGACCUAGAGUCACCAAAGUUUACAGAAAUGUUGGUCAGCACAUGCAGUUGUGCACUUGGGGCUUCGCAUCCGGAUUCAGUCAGUCGUGUAGGAGUUAUGGUCCCUGAUCAGUUAAAAAUUGGUCAUUUUGAUGUUGUGUCGCACGUAGCUCCAGAAGUAUUUGACCUAGAGUCACCAAAGUUUACAGGAAUGUUGGUCAGCAUGUGCAGUUGUGCACCUGGGGUUUUGCGUCUGGAU